Messenger RNA from Porites evermanni, 2250 nucleotides. Lineage: Eukaryota; Metazoa; Cnidaria; Anthozoa; Scleractinia; Poritidae. The record is from the annotation of a GenBank genome assembly.
AUUUUAUACUUUGACCGCCUUAACGAAGAAUCUCAAACACUCUGAGGGCAUAUUCCAGAUUGUAACAACUGUUUUCGACUCUCACUUGAAGUCGAUCGCGUGAAGCCAUGAAUUUCGCAACCAAGAUCUUCAUCGUUCUGACUGUCAUCUGCUUGUCUGAAUUUAGUCAAGCAAGACGAGGUAAGUUAGCUCAGAUUGACUUCAUUUCCUCUCCUAAAAUCUUAGUUAAAAGAACUUAAAUAUUUUGUAUUUACCACGAAGGAAUUUCAUUGAUUUUUGCCUCCGGAAUUUCGGUGGGUGAAUGUAAUGUUACGAAUCUCUGGACUUUUUCCCUCUCUCGCGUUCAACCACAACAAAUACCACAAUUAGGCAUGUUCGUUUUAUUGAAUCGCUCUAUUCAUUGAAAAACAUAUGUGUAUGCUGUCAAUAGAUUUCAUGAGACGUAAUUGCUGUAAACUGUAACCUUUCGAAAUGGCGCGCAAUGGUUUUUUUUGUGAACGUGAUUUACAUUAUCAUUAAAUGAACAGCGGGCCUGAGACAAAAGGUUUGAAGUUCGUGUAUUGUUAGAGUUGAUCUGGCAUAAAUAUAUUCAUCCUUUUAUUAAGCGCAAGACCUCAGUUGUAUGGGUUUUUGAAUAACAUCCAAAACACAAAAAAAAUGAAAAAUAAAAGCUUAUUUUUUUGUGUGUGUGUAGGAGGAAAGCAUCGCAAGAAUCCGGAAAAGUCGAACACGUCAAAGCUGGAUGUGCAGAAUGCGGUCAAUGGAUCGGUAGCUAUUGGGGCAGAGCAUGUAAACUCAACAGUUAGUCCGUCGACCGGUCCUCGCCGUCCACAGAAGGUGAAAAGUAAUGUGCUACGAAAAAUGUCGCAUAGGCGCCACAUGGAGAAACGCUGUUGCAGAAUCGGCUACCGUGCUGCAGAACGGAGGCUUUUUUGUAGAGUGGAUCGACAGUACAGUUCAAAAUACCGGAAUAUGAUUCAUUAUGCCAGGCAAAGAUUUCAAUAUACUGGUAAGCCGUCGCGUGGAAUGCAACGCCUUAUCCAGCAAUUUGAACGGCACUGCCUCAAACCCCAGCUAAAGGGAGUGUUCUACAAGUGCUGUCUUGACGGAAUCUACUCGGUUCUCCCGAAAGGCNCAUUGAUUUUUGCCUCCGGAAUUUCGGUGGGUGAAUGUAAUGUUACGAAUCUCUGGACUUUUUCCCUCUCUCGCGUUCAACCACAACAAAUACCACAAUUAGGCAUGUUCGUUUUAUUGAAUCGCUCAAUUCAUUGAAAAACAUAUGUGUAUGCUGUCAAUAGAUUUCAUGAGACGUAAUUGCUGUAAACUGUAACCUUUCGAAAUGGCGCGCAAUGGGUUUUUUUUGUGAACGUGAUUUACAUUAUCAUUAAAUGAACAGCGGGCCUGAGACAAAAGGUUUGAAGUUCGUGUAUUGUUAGAGUUGAUCUGGCAUAAAUAUAUUCAUCCUUUUAUUAAGCGAAAGACCUCAGUUAUAUGGGUUUUGAAUAACAUCCAAAACACAAAAAAAAUGAAAAAUAAAAGCUUAUUUUUUUGUGUGUGUGUAGGAGGAAAGCAUCGCAAGAAUCCGGAAAAGUCGAACACGUCAAAGCUGGAUGUGCAGAAUGCGGUCAAUGGAUCGGUAGCUAUUGGGGCAGAGCAUGUAAACUCAACAGUUAGUCCGUCGACCGGUCCUCGCCGUCCACAGAAGGUGAAAAGUAAUGUGCUACGAAAAAUGUCGCAUAGGCGCCACAUGGAGAAACGCUGUUGCAGAAUCGGCUACCGUGCUGCAGAACGGAGGCUUUUUUGUAGAGUGGAUCGACAGUACAGUUCAAAAUACCGGAAUAUGAUUCAUUAUGCCAGGCAAAGAUUUCAAUAUACUGGUAAGCCGUCGCGUGGAAUGCAACGCCUUAUCCAGCAAUUUGAACGGCACUGCCUCAAACCCCAGCUAAAGGGAGUGUUCUACAAGUGCUGUCUUGACGGAAUCUACUCGGUUCUCCCGAAAGGCAGACAGUAAAUUUUGAUAAUUUACUGUGGAAAAAUGUGGACUAGUUCAUGUAAAUACGUUUUUUUUUUUCAGUUAAGGUCAUUUUUUAUUCAGUUUAACUUUCUCUUUGGGCAAGAUGUCUGGGCAUGAAUGUAGUGCCAUUUAGCUAAAUUUUUUGCAAAAUAAACUUGUAGGGUGCUGUCUGGUUUACGAGUAUCGCAUUUCAGGAAUUUUAGAGAAGCACUGGUGUAUAUAUAUGUCUAGAAAGC